AUGCUGGGCGCAUCCCGGGAGAAGGGACAUCCGCCCCCGCAGCAGUCUGCCUCGACCACAACCCCCCGCCCAAGUUUCGAUCGCGAUGGAAGCUCUUCGGUCAACCUCAAGCUCCCCGCCGGACCUGCUGGUCAUGGUACCGUUGGUCCUAGGAGCGUCGCUGCUUCCUCCCUCAGCUUCGCUCCUCGUGGGUCCUCCCUCAACCCGUCCAUGGCCCCCGGCAGCUUCAGUUCCGAGCUGCGCAGCCAGAUGAAUACAUCCCGUGCUGGGUCUCGCCUCGAAAUGCAUAGCGGCGAACGACUCGACGAUGACGACAACGCCUCGCUCACCGAAAAAAACCUCAACAGUCUGCGGGAACUACUCAAUCGCGAACAUAAAAUAAAGGAGGGGAGCGAGAACAUGCUAGAAGCGCUCAAUUCCAAGAAGGCCAAGCAGACCAAGGACCAGAGGGCGCGGGUUGAGGCCGAACUCAUCGCGUCCAAAAACAAGAUUAAGGAGCUCCAUCAGAUGAUAGCCGAUGUGCAGAGGAUGAAGGAAACCCCCGCUACUCCUAUCAGGAACCGUACUGGUGACGCUUGGCCCCAUUCUAACGGCCUACGCUCCCCGCCAAGUGCCUCACGGAGUGGUGCUGGUUCCGACUUUGACGACUAUUCGGAACAGUCUCCCACUUUUACUCUGACCGAGAUCCUCCAGGCUCUGGAAGUCGAGGGCCUCGGCCCUGAAUACUACGUCAGCAGAGCUAACAGUCUUGUCGAUUUGUUGAAGAGGCAUCCUACCUUGAAAUACGAUCUGGUAUGGCCCGUCUUCGGAUUGCGUAUGCAGGUGAUGCUCUUGAGUGAGGCGCGGGAGGUGGUUGCUGCCGGGUACCGCAUGGUCCGCUAUGCGAUUUCCGAUGUGUCAUCUCUCAAAAAGAUCAGAGAACUCAACACGGAUUAUCUAGCGAUAACGUCGCUGAUCAAAGAUCGGAAAGCGGAUCUGGAACGCGAGCAGGCCCUCAAGUUUGUGCGUGCGUUCCUUGAAGUGAAAGGCGGAGUCCAACAGAUUUCAAGGGCCGUCGUCCGGGCCGUCGCUGCCGUCGCCGCACAGGUCGACGACAGGUUAAGGUCGAUGUGUCUUCAGACCCUCGCCGAGCUGCUCAUAAGAGACCCAGCGCUAGUUGUCGCUUCGGGCGGCCUACCUCCGAUCUCCGAGGCUCUCAUCGAAGGGACUUACAAGUCUCCAGACACGCUGGCCUCCUCCUUCAUGUUUCUCCUCGACCGGCCAGAGAAGAGAAAGUAUCUACGCUCGGGUUAUGAUCUGGAAGUCCUGUUUACGGCCUUUACCGAUAUCACCCUCGCAACCGAAAGCCUGCUCAAGCAGAACUCGCGCGCCAUCGCCAAGGUGCUCAAAAGCUGGUCUGGCUUGAUGGUCUUGGGGAUGCGGGAUUUCCGUGCGAUCAAGUCUCUUGUUAGUAGCAUGGUGCUUCCGAACCCCUUGAUCAAAGAGACCGUCAUCGACCUCCUCUUCGCCAUUCUCCGCAUAAAACCCCCUUCUUGGGCCUCCUCGUUCCUGGCAGGCCGCCGGCUCACGACGUAUGGGAGAGUGGCUAGUCUCAAGUCGAUUUCCACCCCCACUACAGCGUCCACCAGUUCCGGAGGUCCGACCCACGAGGAAGAUACCAUUGAAGAGCAAACUUUCCUCGACCACUACACGGCAUUACUUCUCGCCGUCCUCGUCAAAGCCGACCUCCUCCCGAGCCUCCUACACGUUGCGCGAAAUAGCGAAGCCCAUCUAACGAGGAAAACGUGCCUACUUAUUGGUGAGGUUCUCAAGCUGGCCAGCAGGUUGCUGCCCCCGUCAUGGAGCCGCAGUCUACCCUUACUCCCGGAGCUUUUUGCUGCGGCGACUCAGUUCAAGGAUGAUGAUAGGUUCAUCUCCUCGGGCAUCAUCUACCAGAUCAGCUCCGUGAGCAAGACUCUGUAUAGGACAUCAGACACCUCAUCGAGCAUCGGGUCACCGUCGGUUGACAAUCUGAACGCCCUUAACGAGGAGCAGCAGAAAGGCAACCCCGGUGUGGUCAUCCACGACACGGUCUUCAGGCAGCUGCUGGUGGACUCCAACGUCUUGAACAGCUCGAACUACCUAAAGUGGAACUGGGAUACCAUUCUCAGGAUGAUUGACGGGCCGCUGCAGAAUGGCAAGAGGCUCGAGGAGACGAUCAAAGUCUCCAAAUUCAUGAACCGCAUCAUGAGUUUCUACAGACCUUUUAAGAACCGGUUUGCCGACCUCACGAGCAACAAAAACACGCAAAAGUACGUUAGAGCCGGCUGUGCGUUGAUGCACUCGUUGCUCCAAUCGCCCGAGGGAGUAAAAUUCUUGCAGGACAGCAAGUUGCUACGGCAGUUGGCCGAAUGCCUGGCCCAGUGUGACCCAAGCAGCGGUCUGACUUCGUCUGAUCCCAUCUUCGCACCCGGUCGGCUUCAGACGACGCUUUCCGCCGGGUAUUUCCCUAUGCUGGGCAUCCUCAGUAGCGAUCCCAAGGGCCAGGAGCUCUUGCAGCGCUGGAGGAUGUUCAACAUGAUGUAUCACAUUAUUUCGCACAAGCAGCGGCCGGAUCUGAUCAAGCUUCUCCUGACCAACUUCGACUAUAGUGUCCCCGGCCACACACGAGUGCUUAUAGAACAAGCCCUGACGGCUGGCACGAGGGACAUCCGCAUCAUGGGUACUAAAAUUCUGCGCAAGUACGCCACGCGGCCGUUCAACGAUAAUAUGCGAGACCACGACAAGGUCGACUGGAAAUGGGCCAUUAAGAGGCUGGUCGAUCAACUGUACGACCCAGACGUCGAGGUCUGCCGGACGGCUGUGCAGAUUCUCGAGAAGGCAUGCAAUAAGAAAGCGUACCUCGAGUAUGUUGUGCAAUGCCGCCCCGCUAUGGACCACCUCGGGGAGCUGAGCGCGCCGCUGCUUCUCCGUUUUUUGUCAAGUUCGAGCGGCUAUCAUUAUCUUGAUGGCCUCGACUAUAUUAGCAAUGAAAUGGACGACUGGUUUUUGGGGAGGAAUGAUUCCUACGUUGAUCUAAUCGAGACGAGCCUUGCGAAGGCUUUCUUCGAUAACCCAGACGAGCAGCAGGGCCGCAUCAGCAUGCUAGGUCAGACAGAAGCCGAGGCGAUGGAGCCGGAGAGCCACCUUCCGCCCCACUUCUACCGGGAGCUCGCACGCACGGAGGAGGGAUGCAAGAUGCUGCGGGAGAAGGGACAUUUUAGCGAUUUCGCGAACACGAUACGAGAACAUGGCAUGCAGUCGGCCGAUCCCGAGCUGAUUCUCAAAGUGAAGGGAUGCAUGUGGGCCGUCGGGAACGUAGGAUCCAUGGAGCUUGGGGCGCCCUUCGUCGAGUCUUGCGACGUGGUUGAGAAUAUUGUCAAGAUCGCACAAGAACACGAGGUCAUGAGCAUCCGGGGGACGGCAUUCUUUGUGUUGGGUCUCAUUUCCCGAUCCGUCCAUGGCUUGGAGAUCCUCGCGGGGUGCGGCUGGGACUCGAACCUGAACCGGAGGGGUCAGUCCCUUGGCUUCUGCAUUCCCAAUGACCUGUCCAAGUUCUUCUCUUUCGUUCCUUGGAAGCACACGAUCGCCGCCUGUAUCCGGCUCCCCGACACGCAAAAGACGAUCCUGACACCUCCGCCUCCCGUGGCGGCGCGGCCUCCCCUCGAAAAGGGGAAUUUGCCCCCACCCCACGACAAAGAAGCUGUCAAUGAAACGAUCAUCGACUUGGUCGUGGACCUCAGCAACAUCAUCCUGUACAAGCGGGCGAUUAGCGAAUUGAAGCAGAUCAAGCAGAACAACGCGGCGGGCUUCAGGGAUCCCAAGCUCUUUAAGAGGGUCAUGGCCAUGCUCGAGUACAACCAUUACCGGCUGCCUAUCAGGCGGAUGGUUAUAGAGUUGUUCGACAAGAGCGUGUUGCGGAGCAUCGUGUUCGAAGAGGAUGGCGCCGACGAAGACGAAGACGACACCGCAUACCCGGACCAGAGGAUUGAAAAAGACAAAAGGGGAAAGGAAGAGAAGACCAGGCAGCCGGAUGAGGACGGGCGCAGCAUGUCGUCCUCCAGCGACGAGAUGCGGACUGAGAGACAAAGGAGCGUCUCUGAUCCCGCUGAAGUACACGUGCACACCCACAUGGGCCGUAGGUCCAGGAAGGACGCCCGUGCCGAACGCCCCCAGAGCAUCUCGGACCCAGCCAAUUUUGACGAAGAUGGUCACGGAAGGAUGAACACUAGUGGCUGGGACAGUGAGUCAUCUUCUUUGGGGGAGGAAGGGGAGAGGCAAGAGAGGCAGAGGACCAUUUCGGAUCCGGCGGAUCUUGAAAAGGACACCCGAGCGCGGAAUGGCCGACCGUCCAGCGGAGUUUCCGAAGCUUCAAGCACGUCUCUCGACUCGGAGUGA
Sodiomyces alkalinus F11 is the source of this 4416-nucleotide messenger RNA. RefSeq lists its product as hypothetical. Gene Ontology annotation, cellular component: TORC2 complex. The coding region runs from base 1 to 4416 and encodes 1471 amino acids. The record is from RefSeq and is a predicted model, not a curated record. Gene Ontology annotation, biological process: TORC2 signaling. NCBI's taxonomy places the organism in Eukaryota, Fungi, Ascomycota, Sordariomycetes, Glomerellales, Plectosphaerellaceae. The transcript has 3 exons.